AUGUGGCUCUGUGUCUUUCUGCUCUACUCUGUGCUGCAGGAAUCUUCAGGCUGCACUGUAGAGCGAGGUUUGGGAGACACUAUCGUCAGAUCUGCUGGAGAUUCUGUGGAGCUGCCGUGCUCCUGCACACAACAAACAAAGGAAGAUCCUCAGACAGUUCAGUGGGGAUUUAAGAGAAAGUUCACACCAGGCGACUACAGAGCUGAUCACUCAGUGUUUCCAGAGGACGGCAGUCAGAAUCGGCGCUACAGAGGCAGAGUUCAGAUACUGAAUCAGAAUAAACCAGGAACUGUAGCUCUAAUCAUCUCCCACCUCACUGAGGAAGAUGAAGGCGUGUAUCUGUGUGGGAACAACGGGAGAUAUAACAGAGCCGUCACUCUGCAAGUCUCCACAGGCUGUGCUGUGCUGAGUGACAGUGAGAGAACGUUCUCCAGAUCUCCAGGAGAGUCUGUUCUGCUGCCCUGUCCCUGUCCCCCAGACCAACACAGGAUCAACCCUGACAGAGUCACAUGGACUAAAGAUCAGACUGCAGUGUCUAAUGAUACAGAAUCCUACAGAGGCAGAGUCUGGAUGUUCAACCAGAACCAUUCCAGAAAUUUCUCUCUCCUCAUCUCAGAUCUGACUAAAGAGGACUCUGGACUCUACACCUGCAGAGCUGAUGAGAAGGACGUGCCAUAUGUCCAGCUGGAGGUCACAGGCUGUGCUCUGUCAGAGAAUAAACAGACUGUUCCAGUCAGUAGAUCCUCAGGAGAGUCUGUUCUUCUGUCCUGCACCUGCACUGACCAGCAGGACAGACCUGUGAGAGUUCAGUGGAGAACACCAAACCAUGAAGAUCUCCUUCAGCGCUACAGCGGCCGAGUUCAGACGUUUGACCAGAGCUCUCCAGGAAAUCUCUCUGUACUGAUCUCAGACCUGACUGAAGAGGAUGGAGGAACAUAUUCAUGCUGGAUAAACCAGAAUCAGUACAGGAACUUCAGCCUCACUGUUAAAGAGUGGACACUGCUAAACCAGAGGGAGAGAGAGAUGAACAGCGGCGUUCUCUCAGUAAAGAUGUGGCUCUGUGUGUUUCUGCUCUACUCUGUGCUGCAGGAAUCUUCAGGCUGCACUGUAGAGCGAGGUUCUGGAGAGACCAUCACCAGAUCUGCUGGAGAUUCUGUGGAGCUGCCAUGUUCAUGCUCAGAACAAACAAAGGUUGAUCCUCAGACAUUUCAGUGGGGAUUUAAGAAAAAGAUCUUACUAGGCGACUACACAGCUGAUUACUCAGUGUUUCCAGAGGACAGCAGUCAGAAUCCGCGCUACAGAGGCAGAGUUCAGAUACUGAAUAAACCAGGAACUGUAGCUCUAAUCAUCUCCCACCUCACUGAGGAAGAUGAAGGCAUGUAUCUGUGCAGGAACAAUGGGAAAUAUAACAGAGCCGUCAUUCUCCAAGUCUUCACAGGCUGUGCUGUGCUGAGUGACAGUGAGAGAACGUUCUCCAGAUCUCCAGGAGAGUCUGUUCUGCUGCCCUGUCCCUGUCCCCCAGACCAACACAGGAUCAACCCUGACAGAGUCACAUGGACUAAAGAUCAGACUGCAGUGUCUAAUGAUACAGAAUCCUACAGAGGCAGAGUCUGGAUGUUCAACCAGAACCAUUCCAGAAAUUUCUCUCUCCUCAUCUCAGAUCUGACUAAAGAGGACUCUGGACUCUACACCUGCAGAGCUGAUGAGAAGGACAUGCCAUAUGUCCAGCUGGAGGUCACAGGCUGCACUCUGUCAGAGAAUAAACAGACUGUUCCAGUCAGUAGAUCCUCAGGAGAGUCUGUUCUUCUGUCCUGCACCUGCACUGACCUGCAGGACAGACCUGUGGGAGUUCAGUGGAGAACACCAAACCAGGAAGAUCUCCUUCAGCGCUACAGCGGCCGAGUCCAGACGUUUAACCAGAACUCUAGAGGAAAUUUCUCUGUACUGAUCUCAGACCUGACUGAAGAGGAUGGAGGAACAUAUUCAUGCUGGAUAAACCAGAAUCAGUACAGGAACUUCAGCCUCACUGUUAAAGGCUGCACACUGUCAGAGACUCAGGAGAAACUGGUUUUCAGAUCUCCAGGACAGUCUGUUCUCCUGCCCUGCUCCUGCACUGACCAACGCACAAAACCUGUAAGUGUGAAAUGGGAGCAUGUAGGCUCAUGUGGGACUGAGGUAUCCAAUGAGACGCCACGAUACACAGGCAGAGUCCAGAUGUUUAAUAAGAACCUUCCAGCAAAUCUCUCUCUACUGAUCUCCAACCUGACUGAACAAGACCAGGGAACAUACAGAUGUUCAAUCAACAACAAAGAGUCCAUCAACAUCAAACUCAGCAUUACAGCAGAGAAGAGAGAAAUCUCAGAUUCCUCAGGUUCGCUCAUCCCUUGGAGUGUCUGUGUGGCUCUGCUGUUUAUAGUGACAGCACUGAUCUACAAACUGCUCCACAAUAGGACACAAGGGUCUGCCUCUACCAACACUGAGAGAGGAACACAGAACAUAGUUGAUGAUGAUUAUGAAAAUGAUCCUUCUGGAGCCCGGAACAAGAUCAGGAUGGCUGCAGUCUACCAGAGCCUGGACCCAAACACCAACCAAUCAGAUUCAGUCUACCAGGGCCUAAACCCAAACACCAACCAAUCAGAUUCAGUUUACCAGAGCCUAAACCCAAACACCAGCCAAUCAGAUUCAGUUUACCAGAGCCUAAACCCAAACACCAACCAAUCAGAUUCAGUUUACCAGAGCCUAAACCCCAACACCAUCCAAUCAGAUUAAGUUUAUCAGAGCCUAAACCCAAACACCAACCAAUCAGAUUCAGUUUACCAGAGCCUAAACCCCAACACCAUCCAAUCAGAUUAAGUUUAUCAGAGCCUAAACCCAAACACCAACCAAUCAGAUUCAGUUUACCAGAGCCUAAACCCAAACACCAUCCAAUCAGAUUAAGUUUAUCAGAGCCUAAACCCAAACAUCAACCAAUCAGAUUCAGUCUACCAGAGCCUAAACCUCAACACCAUCCAAUCAGAUUAAGUUUAUCAGAG
Pygocentrus nattereri (red-bellied piranha) is the source of this 3032-nucleotide messenger RNA. Its product is annotated as polymeric immunoglobulin receptor-like. Gene Ontology annotation, biological process: immune response; T cell costimulation; cellular response to lipopolysaccharide. The record is from RefSeq and is a predicted model, not a curated record. The coding region runs from base 1 to 2769 and encodes 922 amino acids. The transcript has 13 exons. Gene Ontology annotation, cellular component: external side of plasma membrane. NCBI's taxonomy places the organism in Eukaryota, Metazoa, Chordata, Actinopteri, Characiformes, Serrasalmidae.